AACAACCUGGAUAUUUUAAACUGUGGUAUUAACAUUGUUUUGAACUCUUACAUGGUAAUUUCCCACCAGCAGCACUAAAAGAAGGCAGCGUUUAUUGACUCUUCAUGGUAGCUAUAUCCAGAAAUAACUCAAUUUGUUACUGUUGUUAUUUAACAGAUAAGAGAACUAAGGUUUAGAGAAGCUAAACAAUUUGUUUGAGGUUCACACUCCUGAGAGACAUGUGGUACAUCUCUUUAGGCAGCUCACUGUCCCACUCUGAGAACUUCUGAAGACUUUUAAAUAUUCUCCUGUCCCACAGAUCUCUAACCUCCCUCUUUUUUCCCCAUUCUCAGCUCAUGACCUUGGCUUUUCAAAGAGAAAUCAAAGUCAUCCAGCUAAGAACUGCUCAGCUUUCCAACACCAAAAGUUCUAACUUACCUGUGUGUGCACUCAUCCUUUUCUUCCUUCUUGCCUUUAGAAAGAGAAAUAUAUGCAUCCAUCCAUCAAAAAGGCUGUGCCUCCACCUCUUCUUUGUAUCCCAACCCUUCCUGCCUUUCAGGAACCUUACACUUGUCUCUCUAGUAUCUUCAGCCUCUUUAUAGUAUCCUUCGUAUAAUCAUUUAAAAUGUUCUAGUCUAUACCAAUUUAAAAUACACAUCCUUGGUCCUACAUCUUCCUGUACUUACCAUCUCUUGCCUCCCACCCACACUCACCCUUUCCACCUUUUCACUCAACUUCACUCCAUCCUGACAUCCACCCACAAUAUUCAGUCAUGACCACCAUAACGCAGGGUCACAUUUUGGAUCUAUCCCCAAUUAGGUUUGACACCCUUUCUGGAUCUGGACAUACUUUGAUUCUUUUAACUAUAGUGGGAAAGAAAUUUUAGGAAUUUACAUACAUUGCUCAUACUUCAUAAGUGCAAACAUGCAGCUCUCUUAAAGAAGGCAGUGACUUUUUGACAUCUCUUGAUCUGGGAGAGCAAUCACAAAUUUAUUAAUAUUCACUACCUCCACAGCAGCUAAGGUAGUGACAUGGUUGGAAUAAGAGAAAUUCUGCCUUCAAACAGUGACCAGAACCCUCCCUGUUGCUAAAUUCAGGGAAAAGUUUCAGUUCUUCUCUCCCUUGACCUAGAGCAGCAUCCAGUGAAGUUGGCCAUUCUCUUCUCUUGGCUUCUGUGACCAAUCUUGGCUUUCCUCCUGCUCUCCUGACUGCUCGCUUUUUGUAUUCUUUCCUGCCUCCACCCUCUCCACCUGACCUUUACAUAUUAAAUUUCUCAGGUCUCCAUCCUGGGUUCUCAAUUAUCUAUUCUCUCCCGUGGUGAUUUCAGCCACUCCCCUGGCUUCGUUUACCCUAAGCCUGCCGGAAUGUAUACAUCUAACCCAAGCUGCCAUUUUUAGCUAAGACCUAUAUAUCUAAGGCACAUCUGACAUCUCUACUUGGUUCUCUCACAGGUACAACUGAACUCUUAAUCUUGCCCUGAUCCCCCAUAGCUCCUGACAGAAAUUGAGGUGUCACCUGGAUGACCAUCUUCUUUUUAAACUCUGCCACUAUUCGAUCUGUUCCCAGUAGGCCAUCUCAUUAUUUCUCAAAGCCAUCCACAGCCCUCGCAUCACCACUACCACCACUCAAACCUGCACCUGCCCUCUACUGCCAUGUAGUGUAAACUCUUAGAAUAAAGUUCAAAAUCUUUAACUCAGCAGCCUGCAUAGUCUGGCCCUCACCUACCUCCUCAUCCUAUUUUUGUGCCCACAUCUCUAGUUCUCUAUGGAGUUUUGUUCAGUUUCUCAAAAAUUUCAACUUUCUCCUCAGCUCAGUUCUUCAUCACCUGUUGUUCCCUAUGCCUGGAAAGCUCCUUCUCCAACUCUGCUUGGAUAGCUCUUGCUCAUCUAUCAGGCUCAGCUUAAAAGAUCACUUCCUCAGGGCAGCCUUUCCCAUGAAGGUUAGCUUUCAUUCAUGUACUGUCAUUACAUCUUACAUUAUGGUACUGUUUAAAUGCAGCUGUAUGAUUAUCUGCGUAACUGUAAGCUCCUUGGGGUUUUACAGCUGCCCUUUUCCAGCGUCCCCCAGCGCCUGGCUUAUAACAAGCGUUCCAUAAAUGUUUGUUGAGUAACAGAAUGAUGAUGGAGGUGGGAUUCUAACUCAGGACUACCUCAGAGCCUGAGGCCCUCGCCUCCGCCGCUCUGUUUCUGUGCUUUCUCGUAGACAAAUAGUGAAUGUAGGAAAUGACAGAGAUGCACGGUUCGCAGAGCCCCAGUCCGGACUGAGUUCUAAAGGGGAGGGGUGGGGGUGGAGUGGGGCAUCUGCCUUGGAGGAAUCUAAGCCGCGGCGAGCAUCCCUGGCACCGGCAGGAGGCCCCGCCCUCGGAAGCACAGGAGCUCCCCCUCACGGCGCGACCCUGCCGUCCCAGGCCCCGGGUACCAACGGCUUCGGCCCGCGCCGGGGCGGCGGGACUUCAGCAAAGGCCCGGGCUCCCAGUAGAGCCUGGAGGCCGCGUGGGGCUAGCAGGUCUCCCCAGGCCCUCGGCUUAGGAGAGCCCCUCCCAGCCCUCCCUGCAGCGGCUACCCUCGGCCUCGCCCACGCGGGGCUCCUGACGUUGGCUUCGGGCCCAACGAGAGACCGGUCAUUCAAAACAACCACUGUCCUCGGCCCCCGGAAUACUCCAAGGACCAGCGUGGACGCAGCUCCCCUCUCCUGGACAAGCAAACCAUAAUCUCAAGAGUUGGUUUCUUCCCUUUUCUUGUCCCUUCCCUUUUCCUGUGUCCAGUGGGCAUAGGUCUUGAACUUGAGGAUGGACAGACCUGGGAUGGUUCUGAUUCUGAAGGUGUGAAACCUCAGGCCUAUCCUGUAACCUUCCUAGUCUCGUUUCUGCGUCUAUAAAGUGGGGCUCCCAGCGCCUAUCUCACUGAGCAGCAUCUAACUUUUUCAGAAACGGAAAUUCUCUGGCUCCACUCCAACCAACUGGAUUGGAAACUCUAGGGUAGGAUCCAGCAAUCUGUCAUAACAAGCCACAGGUGAUUUCAACACAGGUUAGAUUUUGAGAACCACUCUACAGAGGGGCCAAUUAAAUGAAAUAAAUAUUGUGUAUAAAGAACUGGGCAAAUAGUAGAUGCUCAAUAAAUAGUGGUUAUGGAAAACCACACAAAAAAAGGAAAAGCCCAAGCAUAGAUAAAAGAACAGAUUGGUGAUUGCCAGAGGCAGGGGGUGAGGUGGGCAAAAUGGGUGAAGGGGGUCAAAAGGUACAAACUUAAGUUAUAAAAUAAGUAAGUCUUGGGGAUAUGAUGUAUAGCAUGGCAACUAUAGUUGAUAAUAAAAUCUUGAAAGUUCUCAUCACAAGAAAAAAAAUUCUGUAACUAUGUAUGGUGAUGAUGUUAACUACAUUUAUUAUGGUGAUCGUUUCAAAAUAUAUACAUAUAUCAAAUUAUUAUGUUGUACCCCUGAAACAAAUAUAGUGUAUGUCAUUUAAAAAGUUUUUUUAAUUGAAAAAAAUUUUUUUAAUUUUUAAUUGAAAAAGAAUUUUUAAUUGAAAAAAUAUAGUGGUUGACCAUGGAACAAUUAACGUGAUAAAGAUGAAAGGUACAGAUUUAUUUCUUGAGAAAUUCAGCUUCAUUACUCUGGUAAAUUUUAUUGCUUUUCCUUUUUAUUCAUUGCAGAAACUUCAAAAAGGACACACUAGAAUUAAUUAGAAAUGUUAAGAUUGCCCAAAAAAGGAGCACCUAGAUUUGAUCAAAUUCAAGAUGAAGAAACUUACCUGGAGAAUUUAGCAGUACAGAGAAAUGCUUCUGCUUUUUUUGAAAAAUAUGAUCGGAGUGAAGUACAAGAGUUGCUGACUACUGCACUAGUUAGCUGGUUGUCUGCCAAAGAAGAUGUCCACUCUCAAGUAGACAUCCCGUGUGGAAUUAUGAGUCAAAUAAAUAAUGUAGCCUUCUCCACUGCAAUCCUACUGACUCCUGUAGACCCUACUGCCCUCUUAGACUAUAGAGAAGUCCAUCAAAUCAUAAGGGAAUUGGCUGUUGGAAUUUAUUGCUUAAAUCAAAUUCCUUCAAUCAGUUUAGAAGCUAAUUAUGAUCAGAGUUCUUCUUGUCAAUUACCUCCAGCUUAUUAUGAUACCAGAAUUGGGCAAAUUCUGAUCAAUAUUGACUACAUGUUGAAAGCACUAUGGCAUGGAAUAUAUAUGCCCAAAGAAAAACGAGCUAGAUUCUCUGAAUUGUGGCGUACCAUCGUGGACAUUGAUCCAGAUGGGAAGCCUCAAACAAAUAGAGAUAUUUUUGCAGAGUUUAGUUCAGCAGGUUUGAUAGAUAUUACAAAGGAUCCAGAUUUUGAUGGCAUCUAUGAUGAAGACAUGAAUGAAGAUCCAACAUAUAAUCCCAAUAGCCCUGAAGAAAAAGCUGUGUUUAUGAAAUAUGCUGAAAAUAUUCUACUAAAGUUGACAUUCAGUACCACACAAGUUCAACAGUGUGAAAAUGUUUUUAUAUUUGAAACAGCCUAUUGGCUUACUAAUGCUGUAAGAUAUAAUCAGGAUUAUCUUGACAUUUGUACCUACCAGAGAUUACAGCAAAGGUUAUAUCUUCAAAAAAAGAUUAUUCAAAAACACUUUGAGAAGAAAAAAGAAAUCAGGAAAGGGAUAGGAUACCUAAAAUUAAUAUGUUUUCUGAUUCCAUUUCUACUGAGUUUAAAAAAGAAGAUGAAAGUUCCAUAUUUAAGUAGUCUGCUUCAGCCUUUUUCAGACGACAAGGUCAAGACAGAGCGAGAAUUGCCUCCAUUCAUUUAUGGACGAGAUUUUAAAUGCCAGAAUUUUCACUACAAAGAGGAUCAAUAUUUUCAUGUUCAUGGAGGAAUUGAAUUUGAUAUCAGCACUCCUUCAAUUGAGAAUGCUUUGGAAGAUUUUAAGAACAAUUUAGAAAAAAUACGGGAUUGUGCUGCUAAUACGUUUGCAGAAGAUUCAGGAUACAAAGAAUAUUACUCAAUACCAAUCAUGAAAUUAAAUGGAAAAAGCUACUAUGUGAUCAGUUUUGAACUUGAAACUUUCUAUCAGCAACUAUAUAAGACACAGUGGUGGGGAGCCAUAAAUGAAAUAGUGAACAAUCUGAGACUGAAAAGACUUCCGCUGACAGAUGCUCAAUUACAUGAACAAUUUAAGAAAAAAUUUGGUUUCACAAAAGCUAUGAAAUGCAAGAGUAUCCCAUUUGGUAUGAAGUCUGCUGCUGAAAGAGGAUUAUCUGCUGUUUUCCAUACAUUUAGCCGUAAAACUUCAAGUUCGACGAUCAAUGUUUCAGAUGAGGCAGGUUAUGCUAUUUUCCAUCAAGCUGCUCUACACAACAGAGUUCCAAUCAUAUGUCAACUGUGCAAUGCCAACUUCAAUGUUAACCAGAGACGCUUUAUUAUACUUAGCCAAGAGUCAUCAAAACUAGACAUGAAAAACGAAAGAAAUGGUCCAACACCUCUACACCUGGCAGCACAGGCUUGCUCAUUGGAAACAACCACCUGUCUACUUUAUUUCAAAGCUGAUUACACACUUUCUGAAAAAAGAGGCUGGAUGCCAAUUCACUUUGCUGCUUUCUAUGACAAUAUCUGCAUCAUAAUUGUUCUCUGUAGGAAGGAUCCUAGUUUACUAGAAGCUGAGGCAACAGCUGAGAAUCAGUGUACUCCACUGUUACUUGCUGCCACUUCGGGAGCACUGGACACUAUUCAGUACCUACUUUCUGUUGGAGCUAACUGGAGAAAAACAGAUAUUAAAGGAAAUAAUAUAAUUCAUUUAGCAGUGCUAACCUUUCACACGGAAGUUCUCAAGCAUGUAAUAGAGUUAAAUAUUCCUGAACUCCCAGUUUGGAAAACUUUAGUAGAAAUGUUGCAGUGUGAAAGCUAUAAACGAAGGAUGAUGGCUGUCAUGUCUUUAGAAGUAAUCUGCUUAGCAAAUGAUGAAUACUGGAAAUGUAUUUUGGAUGCAGGCACCAUUCCUGCCUUAAUCAAUCUAUUAAAAGGUUCCAAAAUAAAAUUACAGUGCAAAACAGUUGGGUUAUUGAGUAAUAUCUCAACCCAUGCAAAGAUAGUGCAUGCUCUAGUAGAAGCAGGAGCUAUUCCAGCUUUGAUCGACCUACUGGUUUCUGAUGAACCCGAACUACACUCUCGGUGUGCUGUUAUUCUAUAUGAUAUUGCUCAACUUGAAAACAAGGAUGUUAUUGCCAAAUAUAAUGGGAUUCCAGCUCUGAUAAAUCUUUUGAACUUAGACAUAGAAAGCGUGCUAGUAAAUGUAAUGAACUGUCUACGGGUAUUAUGUAUGGGAAACAAAAACAAUCAAAGAGCAGUGAGAGACCAUAAAGGCAUCCCGUAUCUUAUCACAUUUCUGAGUUCUGAGUCAGAUGUGUUGACAGCUGUAUCUUCUGUUACAAUUGCUGAGAUUGCACGUGACAAUAAGGAAGUUCAGGAUGCUAUGGCUAUGGAAGGAGCCAUUCCUCCUCUGGUGGCUCUUUUUGUGGGAAAACAACUUGGUGUUCAAGUGAAGGGUGCAAUGGCUGUGGAAGCACUGGCAAGUUACAACCCUGCUAUACAGAGAGCAUUUCUGGAAAAAUCACUAAGUAAAUAUCUUUUAAAACUCCUCAAGGCAUUUCAAAUAGAUGUUAAGGAACAAGGAGCUGUAACACUUUGGGCCUUGGCAGGACAAACACUAAAACAACGAAAGUAUAUGGCAGAACAGAUUGGAUACAACUUUAUAAUAAAUAUGCUUUUAUCACCAUCAGCUAAAAUGCAGUAUGUUGGAGGUGAAGCAGUCAUAGCGCUAAGUAAGGACAGCAGGAUACACCAAAAUCAAAUAUGUGAAGGGAAUGGAAUUGCACCACUGGUUCGCUUACUAAAGAUUAGUAAAAUAGCUGAAGGAACACUUCUGAGUGUCAUCAAAGCAGUGGGAUCCAUCUGUAUCGGUGUCGCCCAUACAAGCAAUCCCAUUAGUCAACAGUUUCUUGUAGAAGAAAAGGCCUUUCCAGUACUUAUCCAACUACUGAGAAAUCACCCUUCUCCUAACAUUAAGGUUGAAGUGGCAUUUUCCUUGGCAUGCAUUGUCCUAAGGAAUGAUCAGUUACAGAAUGAAUUACAAGAAAAUGAAGGAUUUAAUUAUGCUGAUGUCCUUUAUCUUCUUCACUCACAAGAUAAGGAUAUUUGUUUAAGAGCAGGCUAUGCGUUAACCCUUUUUGCCUUCAAUAGUCGCUUUCAACAAUACUUAAUAUUGGAAAGUGGAAUAAUAACCAUAUCAACUUUUGAACCUUUUCUUGAAUCAACAUUUGAAACUGAGAAGGCAAUGGCAGCUUUUCAGAUUAUUAUAUUAGCUAAAGUCAUUAUAGAUGUGGACCACAUUACUUUGACUGCAAGAGGUGUUACUAUUUUAGUUGAUAGUCUGUAUUCAGUUCAUUCCACUACUAUUGCCUUGACAGGGAAUUUAAUAGCUACCCUGGCUCAUUCUAGAGGUGGUAUUCCAGAAGCAUUUACCACAUUAGGGACAAUCCAACGGCUCUGCUAUCAUUUGUACUCAAGGCAAGAAGAGGUUCGCAUGGCUUGCUCCAGUGCUCUUGGCUACUUAACUUACAAUGCAAAUGCUUUCCGAAUCUUAUUAAAGGAAUGCAGGAAUAAGCCUAAUCAGUUCCUUCGUAUAACAAAGAAUAUCAGCAGAGAUGCAAGUAUAAACCCAGCAUUUUUAAAGGAAUUUCAAAUGCAACAAAGAGUGGGACUUCCUUCCUUAAGUCUGGAGAAAAAUGGAGGACCAUCCAUAAUUCCUGUCUUUAAAAGAGGGAAAGAGCACCGAAGAAAAUUAAAACCCAAAAUUCAACCAAGAGAUUCUUUGACUUUUAUACCUCCUGUAACUAACUUCAUGGGACUCUUCAAAACAAAAAAGACCACUGUUUCUCACAGUAUUUUUUCCUUUUCAUCUGCAAUUUCAUCAGAUAUCACAACUGUAUCAAGACCAAGAAUAGUGCUUUUGAGCCAACUUGGGAAACAUGUACAGAAAGCUAAUCCGGAGCCUGCAGAAGGCUAAUUAAAAACAUUUUAGUGUAAAAGGAUUCCUGAGCAAUCUUUUAAAAUUUUUUAUUUUUAAUUGUGGUAAAAUAUACAUAACUGAGUAAUCUUUUUGAAUGGAAGUUCUUGAUAUUGAUACUUAACAAAUUUUCCUUAGCAUGUCUACUGGAAUUUAACAUCAGGUCAGAAAUAUGGUUUCAAAAAAUAAGUAGAAGUUUCUCUAAUAG
Molecule: messenger RNA, 8207 nt
Organism: Globicephala melas (long-finned pilot whale)
Lineage: Eukaryota; Metazoa; Chordata; Mammalia; Artiodactyla; Delphinidae
Gene: ANKAR
Product: ankyrin and armadillo repeat containing
Molecular function (GO): protein binding
Source: RefSeq, a predicted model, not a curated record